Synchiropus splendidus (mandarinfish) is the source of this 2523-nucleotide messenger RNA. Its product is annotated as GTPase IMAP family member 8-like. The record is from RefSeq and is a predicted model, not a curated record. Gene Ontology annotation, molecular function: GTP binding. NCBI's taxonomy places the organism in Eukaryota, Metazoa, Chordata, Actinopteri, Syngnathiformes, Callionymidae. The coding region runs from base 1 to 2523 and encodes 840 amino acids. The transcript is spliced from 5 exons.
AUGGAGUCCAGCGGAGGUCCUGCUGACUGGCCCACGUCUCAGACGAACGUCGUCCUUCUCGGCGGCAGGAACUCUGGCAAGAGUUCAGUGGGAAACUACAUCCUUGGGAAGGAGGAGUUUGUCACCAAAGAGCGGACCACCUGCAGCAGGAGGCUGGGCCUGGUGGGCCGGCGGUGGCUGACGGUGGUCGACACGCCCGGCUGGUGGUGCGACCUCGGCGUUCAGGAGACCACGCGGCUGGUGAAGAGGGAGAUUGUGGGGAGCGUCUGGCUGUGUCCUCCUGGACCACACGUCUUCCUCAUCACAAUCAAGGCCAGCUCCUUCCUGUCGGAGCAGCGGCGCCGGGCGGUACAGGAGCACGUGGAGCUGCUCGGCGAGAAGGUGUGGAGCCAUUGCAUCCUGGUGCUCGCCCUCGACCACGGAGGAGCCGAGGAUCUGACGGAGCCCGGCGUCCGCUGGCUGCUGGACAAGUGCGGCGGCAGAUGCCACAGUGUUUGUUUGGCCGAUAAGUCGGGAGCUGCUGAGCUGCUGGAGAAGAUUCAGCAGCUGGUCGGGGAAAGUGGAAACAAAGUCUUCCGAAUGGAGGGAAACAUCUGUGAGGUGAUCGAGGAGGACAAGAGGAGGGUGGAGGAGGGGGCUCAGCUGAGGUUGAGGAGGAUGAAGAAUCACAGAUCGGCCAUGAGAGAGAAGCUGCGGGCCAUCACCGAUAUGAGGGUGGUGCUGGUCGGGCCCAAAGGCUCUGGAAAGACCUCGGUUCUGAACACCAUCCUGGGCAGAGAAAACAGCCAGCAGGCCGGCAGGAGGACGGCUCAGUGUGCGGCUGAGACCGGCCUGGUGUUCGGGAGGCAGGUGACGGUGGUGGACACGCCGGGCUGGUGGAGGAACUACUUCAGCCAAGAGAGCUCGGCCUUCGACCGCAGGGAGCUGCGGCUCAGCUCAGCCGUCCGUCCGCACGUGUUCCUGCUGGUGAUCCGAGUGGACCGGGCCUUCAGCGAGACCAACAGGCGGUCCGUCCAGGAGCAUCUGGAGCUGCUCGGCCCCCAGAUCUGGAGCCGCGUCAUCGUCCUGUUCAGUUUUGGGGACUGGCUCGGAGGGACGACCACCGAGAAAUACAUCGAGAGCGAGGGAGAGCCGCUGCGGUGGCUGGUGGACCGCUGCGCCAACCGGUACCACAUUCUCAACAAUCGCACGAAGGGAGAUGGAUUCCAGGUGAGGCAGCUGAUUGGGAAGAUCGAAGAGCUGGACGCCGGCAGUGAGGUCAGCUGGAGCUGCGCGAGCGACGUGAAGCGGCUGGAGGAGACGAAGAGGACGCAGGUGGUGAGAGCCGAGGAGAGGCGGGUCAGGAGGUCGGGCCGGCGGCAGACGCCAGCAACGUGUGACGACGUCACUCUGGUGCUUGUUGGCGGCAGGAAAACUGGGAAGACUUCAUGUGGAAACACCAUUCUGAGAAGAACCGGCUUCAACUCCACCGACCCCCAAACUUCCUGCGCCAAACAAGAAUGUAGCAUCAAGGACUGGAGGGUGACGGUGCUGGACACGCCCGGGCGCUACAAGCUAGCUGCCGACUCCCUGUCUCCGUCGUGCGUCUUCCUGCUCGUCGUGAACUUGAGCUCGUCCUUCAGGGGUGAGAACUUUGAGGACCUGCAGGAGCAGAUGUGGGGACGUUGGUGGAACAGAGCCGUGGUGGUGUUCAGCCAUGGCGACUGGCUGGGAGACACCACGGUGGAGCAGCGGAUUGAGUGCGAGGGCGAGCUGCUGCAACGGCUGCUGCAGCGCUGCGGGGACAGGUACCACGUGCUGGACAACAGCCGGGGCGGUCAGGUGGUGGCGCUCAUGCAGCUGGUCGAGGAGAUGCUGGCAGGAGAAGGUCACGUGAGUGAGACCCGUCUGUGGAGAAGCCCUUCAACACUUCAGGGAGACCAUCGGAACCAGGUCGCCGCGUCGCCACCGCGCCACCCCAGGUCACAUGACGGCCAGCUGACGGUGGUACCUGCUGGAAGGCGACGGCGCCGCCGCCUCACUGUCUCAGACCGAAACAUCCUUCUCUCUUGCCUGGCCUCCAUUCUGUCCAGUCAGGGCCGACUGAGGAGUCCGGAGGCGCUGAGCCCCACGUGGUUCUUCAUGGACGAGCAAACCUUCUCAACCCAGACGUUGCGGCGCUCGCUGCCACAGUUCAGUCACCAGCAGAGAGACUUGGCCCUCGGAUGGUCCGUGGAGUCGGUAGACCUUCAGGCCCUGAUAGACCAGUGGGGCGACAGCAGUCUGGAGGAGCUGGAGGACUUCAUCGACCUGUACUGUGAGAAGCUCAUGGAACAGACUGUGGAGACGUCAGGUACCGGGUCCCCGCCGCCCUUGACUGGGGCCGCCGUCCCUUCAGAGAUCCUCCUGUCCAUCGAUAGAAAGCUGACCCAGCUGGGCGUCCUGGAGGAGAUCAGGGACGACUUGUCGGAGCUGAAGAGGAGCAUGGAGCUCAACUGGAAGGUCCUGGAGGAGCUCAGAAACAAAAGCAAGACGGACAGUUGA